AUACAUACAUAACGCAACCACUUAAGGAUUAUUCCAUUUUUAUUUGGCUUAUUCCCUCUCUACAUGAUGGAUACAUUCUCUUGUAAUUCUUAUGAACAAAACCACCCACAUGAUGAUGAUAUUGAUAUUGAUGCUCAUGAUCAUGAUUCUCAUGGUGGUGAUCAUCAAGAGGAGAGUGGAUGGACAACUUAUCUUGAUGAUUUCUCAAAUCAAUACAGAACUACUCAUCAUGAAGAAAGUGAUCAUCAAGAAAAGAGUUCUUGUUCACUUCUUGGCGCCUCUACUUCCCUGGUCUCUGACGCCGCCACCCAUGCCUUUUCCGGCAAGAGUUUUCCCGUUAAUUUUCCGGCAAAUUUGAAGUUUGGGAGGGGAAGAACCAAAAAGAUUUGUGAGGAUGAUUCUCUGGAGGACACGGCUAGCUCUCCUGUCAACAGCCCUAAGGUCAGUCAGUUUGAACAUAUUCAGACGCCUCCUAGAAAAAUUGAGGACUAUGUCUCUUCUAGUUUCGUUAUGGGAAAUAUUAGAGGCAUGAGGGAUCAUCAAAUCCAAAUACAAGAAGGUGAUGAACAAAAAAUGACGCUGAUGAGAAAUCUCAUUGAAGAAAACAACAACAACAACAACAACAAUAACAAUAACAAUAUGGAUUUGAGGAGUAGAGGAUUAUGCGUCGUCCCUAUCUCCAUGUUGGCUAAUUUUAACGGUCGCUGCUGAAUAAUGAUAAUCAAUUCUGUAAACAUCCUUAAUUAACUAUAUAAACCCUUGUAAAUUUGGUGGUGUUUAUAUCCGUACCCAUCUUGUAUAUAUGUACUUGAUGUGUGUAUAUAUAUAUAUAUAUAUGUACAUCUUGAUGGGUAUGUGCUUAAUUACAUAUGUAUAGCUUUUGUGUACAUGUAUAAAACACAUCGGUGGAUAUGUGUGAAGUAUACAACGUCUAUGUUUGUAAACAUUUCUAAGAGCUACUAUAUCAUAAGCUAUAUGAAACUUUUCUAAAUACACA
Arabidopsis lyrata subsp. lyrata is the source of this 997-nucleotide messenger RNA. Its product is annotated as cap-specific mRNA (nucleoside-2'-O-)-methyltransferase 1. NCBI's taxonomy places the organism in Eukaryota, Viridiplantae, Streptophyta, Magnoliopsida, Brassicales, Brassicaceae. Gene Ontology annotation, biological process: xylem development. The transcript has 3 exons. The coding region runs from base 64 to 711 and encodes 215 amino acids. The record is from RefSeq and is a predicted model, not a curated record.